Molecule: messenger RNA, 522 nt
Organism: Rosa rugosa (rugosa rose)
Lineage: Eukaryota; Viridiplantae; Streptophyta; Magnoliopsida; Rosales; Rosaceae
Exons: 1
Coding region: 1-522 (173 amino acids)
Source: RefSeq, a predicted model, not a curated record
AUGGCUGAUAUUGAAUUGACUGCACAGCCAUCUGAUGAACCUCAUGUUCUGAAACGCGAUAUUGUCCAGUUCAAGCCAGAACGAGACUCGGCAAAUGAUGACAUAAGAAAUGCUCUGUUAGUGGUCUCCACCCUGAUCGCUGCCGCAACCUUUGCGGCCGGAGUGAACCCUCCCGGUGGGGUUUGGCAAGAUAAUGAUAACACUCAUGUUGCCGGCCAGUCAGUCUUAGCCUCUUACAGUAAAGAUUCGUUCACAAUGUUCCUUUUCUCGAACACAGCAGCGUUUUCUUCGUCUACAAUUGUGAUUUUGUUUCUUGUCAGUAACUUUCCAUUUUAUCUGGAGAUCUGGAUAGCCAUGGCCGGUAUGAUAUUUACCUACGGCGUUUCAAUUUCUUCUGUAAGCUCCAAGGGAAAUAUUAAGUCAGGCUACACGUACAAAAAAAAAGACGCGGAAGUUUAUAGCCAAAACUACUUUGCUGGCAUCUCCGGUUUUGCUACGAUGUCCUUUAAUUUAUUUAUUUAA